AUGUCAAGGGUGGAAGGUUAUGGAGAGUCUGACCUGCGCUUCCAGCUACGAGCAUAUAGGACCGAGAUCGCCAUGGCAAUCCAUGACCCCUUCCCACUGCUGUAUGGACUGGCCGAUCACAACAUCAUCACUGAACAGAACCUGAAGGAGACUUUAGAGCGAAAGAAAAAAGAUGGGAUCCACAAAGCUGUCUACUCCCUCCUAACCCUACUACUGGAUCAGGAUACUGCCGUCCAUCAGGCCUUCUGGAAUAAUCUUUGUAAGGAGUACAACAAGGAGAGCUACCCAAAAUUGGAAACCCUGUUUAUCAACCUCCCCAAAGGACUGAGGCAGAUGGUCAGGCACACAAGUAACCCCAGGCUUGAGCUGCAGGUUCGAAGCCAAAUGGGCAAGAAGAGAGGGGCGGCGGAAAAACAACUUUCCCAUCGUUCUCAUCACUACACCAGGAGGGCAUUACCUUCCAGCUCAGGAGGCAAAGGGAAGCCUAUGAGGAAGACGGACAGUGCACUUUCUCAGGUCUCGGUGGGAAACGGAGUCCAGGCUGUCUCUACCUCACUCCAGCGGGCUGUGACGGUGUCUGCCAGCGACCGGCCCACUGGAUGCGGGACAGUAGAGGGAAUUUUAAUACAGAAAGUCAUUGAGUCUGGGGGUGCCAAAAAAUGCAUCAAGGUUGGAGGAGAGUUCUACUCUUCUGGCAAACUAGAGGAGACAGCUGGGCACAAGACGCAGACUGCACAAAACUUUACUCACCAGCAGGGGGAGCCAAGCACCAGAGCUAUGAAUGUAGGUGGCCAGCAGGCUAGACCUGUUUUUGUGAUUAUCAGAAAAACAAACAAUAUUACAAUAUAAUAUUUUCAGGUGGAGCAUAAUGAUGAUGAAUGUGCAGUGUGUAAAGAUGGUGGCGAGCUCAUCUGCUGUGACGGCUGUCCUCGUGCCUUUCACCUUACCUGCCUGGUCCCGCCCCUCACCUCCAUACCAAGUGGUACAUGGCGGUGUCAGUUGUGCCAUAGCAACAGAGGCAGUGAGAGGCCAUACAAUCCCUUGCAGACUGCAGUUCACGUUCCCAUGACGGAGACGGGCUCCAGCUCUACUGUGGACUUUUCCUUCUUCUCCUCUUUGUCCUCCACUUCACUUUCUACAGUCACAGGAGGCAAAAGUGCUCAGUCCAUGGGCCUCCAGUCCUCUAAUGGAGAUAUGAUGGGUGUCAGGAUAGCUUGUGAAAUUUGCCACCUCACUCGAGGAGAGCUGAUCACCUGCUCUCAGUGUCUACAGAGCUUCCAUGUCCACUGCAAUUUCUCAAAUGGAAAGACUAAAUGUAGGAAUUGUUCCAGGAAUUGGGGUUCAGAAAGCGAACCUUCAUCUAACAGUCUUCAGAUGAGCCCCCACAUAACUGAUCAGAGUUUAGUUCCCUCAGAGCAACUGCUGAACAAAGAUGAAGUGGACUCCAUAAUGGGAGAGAGCUCUAUAGAUGGAAUCCUGCAGUGGGCUUUCCACAACAUUUCACGUCCUAUCUCUGAAUCUCAGGCCUAUUUUUAGUAAUCCUAUCUAUCUAUCUAUCUAUCUAUCUAUCUAUCUAUCUAUCUAUCUAUCUAUCUAUCUAUCUAUCUAUCUAUCUAUCUAUCUAUCUAUCUAUCUAUCUAUCUAUCUAUCUAUCUAUCAAGGCUAAAAUGUCUAUAAACAGAUUGGGAUGAAAUAUGUAACAUGGACUUUAUGUUCUGUAAUGACAACUAUCAACUAUAACAUCUAUCUGAAAACCUCUGAUAACCUUCGUGAAUUAUGUGUGAUUCUACCUGGCAAACAUGAAAAAAUGUGAUGGCAUUCUUUAUUACUCUAAAGAUCCCACUUUUACUAUGCAGUAUGCACAGUCUGUAUGUGUGUGUCUGAGUGUUCCUAUUCGGGCCCCCCGUUCUCUUCAGAGAAUGGUUUUUGACACAUCCUGUGGAAUUUAGGGUCUUGAGCCAAUACUGUCAAUUUUCCUCUUUGGUCUUCUCAAGAGAGAGAGA
Paramisgurnus dabryanus is the source of this 2003-nucleotide messenger RNA. It is a transcript of the gene aire, whose product is annotated as autoimmune regulator. Gene Ontology annotation, biological process: regulation of transcription by RNA polymerase II; humoral immune response. Gene Ontology annotation, cellular component: cytoplasm; nucleus. Gene Ontology annotation, molecular function: DNA binding; translation regulator activity; DNA-binding transcription factor activity, RNA polymerase II-specific. Lineage: Eukaryota; Metazoa; Chordata; Actinopteri; Cypriniformes; Cobitidae. The record is from RefSeq and is a predicted model, not a curated record.